Molecule: messenger RNA, 679 nt
Organism: Vigna radiata var. radiata (mung bean)
Lineage: Eukaryota; Viridiplantae; Streptophyta; Magnoliopsida; Fabales; Fabaceae
Exons: 2
Coding region: 48-440 (130 amino acids)
Source: RefSeq, a predicted model, not a curated record
UCUCAUCAUCGUCCUUUUAUUAGGGUAUCAUCAUAUACACAGAAAAUAUGCCUAAGAGAUUUCCCCAUGUUUUUUCCAACAAAAACUUCAUCAAACACCUUCAAUCAACCACUCCUAUAACUGCUAUAGUUAGUAGCAGAGGGUUCUGCAUCCCAAAUGCGGAUGCUCAUGUGCAUACUCAAGUACAACUAACCCUUAUGAGAUCAUAUCAUACAGGUGGUGACUCAAUUGUGGGAGCAGCAGCAGAAGGGGGAGUGAAUGCAACAGAGGCGGUGGAGAAUGUGGGAGAAAGGGCAAAGGAGACAGCAAAGAAGACUGCAGAAUUUGUUGCAGAGACAACCACGGCUGAGGCUGAUACCAAUGUUGUGGACACUGCUGAAUACAGAUGUUCUGAAGAUUUGGGGGGCCAUCUUGGAGAUGGCCAUGAUAGUUAUAGUUGAAUAUGACACUGUAGCUAAGAGUUGAUGGAAUCAUAUGUGCUAAAUUAACCUAUGUACUAAAUUUUAACGUUGCUCUUUGACUUUUAAGAUAUUGUAGUAAUGCAUAAAACAUUGAAGUUUGAUGUUAUAUGCUCUUUUUUUGGUGUCGUAUAUGAACAUAACUAGCUUUCUUUGGAGAUAAGAAGCAAUUGUAUAACUUUUUUGGUAAAAGCAAUAUUAUAUAUUAAUGCCACUUGGAA